AUGUGGAUAUUGCCGCUACUCGGAUAUGUUGGCGUGGUGCUGGGUUUUGCGUUCUUGACGCUGGCGAUCGCUUCGGGUUUGUACUAUCUUUCUGAGCUGGUCGAGGAACACACGGUGUUGGCGAAGAAGCUGUUGACAAGAUUGAUUAUCGGUGUUGUUGCCAUACAGAUACUUCUUCUGCUUGUCGAUGGUUUUCCGCUUGGGCUCAGCGCGUUGAGCGUUGUGUCGCAUGUCAUCUACGCGCAGAACCUGAGGAGGUUCCCAAUCGUUAAGCUGAGCGACCCGCUGUUCUUGGUUUCCUGCGGUCUUGUAAUCCUGAACCACUACGCCUGGUUCCGUCACUUCAGCGCCCCGCCACCCCGCGACUCCUACUCCUACCGCGACCCAUAUGCUCCCGCUAUGCCUACCUUUACCGAGAUCGCAUCGUACUUCGGGCUGUGCGUAUGGCUCGUGCCAUUUGCGUUGUUUGUUUCGCUUUCUGCAGGAGAGAACGUAUUGCCGUCCAUGGGCUCGGAGUACGCGACAGGCGAGGGAAGCAGUUUUAUAAGUCCGGGAAAGACACCUGCGGCUGGUUUUGGAAGCGGAGCAGCCGUGACGGGUACAGAGGGGCGACGAAGACAGCGGAGCGGGACAAAUGCGGGGAUGGCGAAGAAGGCCAUCAACGGAGUGAGGGAUUGGGUUGGCGAGACUGGUGAGGUUAUGGGGCUGUGGAAAGGAGAAAGGACGAGGCCUACGUUUUGA
Messenger RNA from Paraphaeosphaeria sporulosa, 741 nucleotides. Its product is annotated as DUF396-domain-containing protein. The record is from RefSeq and is a predicted model, not a curated record. Gene Ontology annotation, biological process: endoplasmic reticulum to Golgi vesicle-mediated transport. The coding region runs from base 1 to 741 and encodes 246 amino acids. Gene Ontology annotation, cellular component: Golgi membrane; endoplasmic reticulum membrane; COPII-coated ER to Golgi transport vesicle. Lineage: Eukaryota; Fungi; Ascomycota; Dothideomycetes; Pleosporales; Didymosphaeriaceae. The transcript has 3 exons. Gene Ontology annotation, molecular function: COPII receptor activity.